AUGGAAUGGGAAAACCAAACCAUUCUGGUGGAAUUUUUUCUGAAGGGACUUUCUGGUCACCCAAGGCUUGAGUUACUCUUUUUUGUGCUAAUCUUCAUCAUAUAUGUGGUCAUCCUUCUGGGGAAUGGUACUCUCAUUUUAAUCAGCAUCUUAGACCCUCACCUUCACACCCCUAUGUACUUCUUUCUGGGGAACCUCUCCUUCUUGGACAUCUGCUACACCACCACCUCUAUUCCCUCCACGCUGGUGAGCUUCCUUUCAGAAAGAAAGACCAUUUCCUUUUCUGGCUGUGCAGUGCAGAUGUUCCUUGGCUUGGCCAUGGGGACAACAGAGUGUGUGCUCCUAGGCAUGAUGGCCUUUGACCGCUAUGUGGCUAUCUGCAACCCUCUGAGAUAUCCCAUCAUCAUGAGCAAGGAUGCCUAUGUACCCAUGGCUGUUGGGUCCUGGUUUGCAGGGAUUGUCAACUCUGCAGUACAAACUACAUUUGUAGUACAAUUGCCUUUCUGCAGGAAUAAUGUCAUCAAUCAUUUCUCCUGUGAAAUUCUAGCUGUCAUGAAGAUGGCCUGUGCUGACAUCUCAGGCAAUGAGUUCCUCAUGCUUGUGGCCACAAUAUUGUUCACAUUGAUGCCACUGCUCUUGAUAGUUAUCUCUUACUCAUUAAUCAUUUCCAGCAUCCUCAAGAUUCACUCCUCUGAGGGGAGAAGCAAAGCGUUCUCUACUUGCUCAGCCCAUCUGACUGUGGUAAUAAUAUUCUAUGGGACCAUCCUCUUCAUGUAUAUGAAGCCCAAGUCUAAAGAGACACUUAAUUCAGAUGACUUGGAUGUUACCAACAAAAUUAUAUCCAUGUUCUAUGGGGUGAUGACUCCCAUGAUGAAUCCUUUAAUCUACAGUCUUAGAAACAAGGAUGUGAAAGAGGCAGUAAAACACCUACUGAACAGAAGGUUCUUUAGCAAGUGA
Molecule: messenger RNA, 957 nt
Organism: Pongo pygmaeus (Bornean orangutan)
Lineage: Eukaryota; Metazoa; Chordata; Mammalia; Primates; Hominidae
Product: olfactory receptor 13C9
Exons: 1
Coding region: 1-957 (318 amino acids)
Biological process (GO): G protein-coupled receptor signaling pathway
Cellular component (GO): membrane
Molecular function (GO): G protein-coupled receptor activity; olfactory receptor activity
Source: RefSeq, a predicted model, not a curated record